GAGGCUACUGGGAGGGAGGAUCGGCCCGGUGGAUUUGCGCGCGCGCGCUUCACCCUGCGUCUGGUCUGGAGUGGAAGAGCGGUUGGCGCGGGAGGCGUCGCUCGGAGUAACGCUGGAGGACAAAAUGACUGGAUCAAAUGAAUUUAAGCUGAACCAGCCUCCAGAAGAUGGAAUCUCAUCAGUGAAAUUCAAUCCAAACACAUCUCAGUUUUUGCUUGUUUCUUCUUGGGACACUUCUGUUCGAUUGUAUGAUGUUCCUGCUAACACCAUGAGACUCAAGUAUCAACAUACUGGAGCAGUACUUGACUGUGCUUUUUAUGACCCUACACAUGCCUGGAGUGGAGGAUUAGAUAGGCAGCUGAAAAUGCACGACUUGAACACUGAUCAAGAAAAUCUUGUUGGCAAUCAUGAUGCUCCUAUAAGAUGUGUUGAAUAUUGUCCAGAAGUGAAUGUAAUGGUAACAGGAAGUUGGGAUCAAACAGUCAAGUUAUGGGAUCCAAGAACACCUUGUAAUGCAGGAACAUUUUCUCAGCCUGAAAAGGUGUAUACAUUGUCUGUAUCUGGUGACAGAUUGAUAGUGGGAACAGCUGGUCGAAGAGUUCUGGUGUGGGACUUACGGAACAUGGGCUAUGUUCAGCAGAGAAGAGAAUCAAGUCUUAAAUAUCAAACCCGUUGCAUCAGAGCAUUUCCCAACAAACAGGGUUAUGUGUUAAGCUCCAUAGAAGGUCGGGUUGCAGUUGAAUAUUUGGAUCCAAGUUUGGAGGUACAGAAGAAAAAAUACGCUUUCAAAUGCCACAGACUGAAGGAGAAUAACAUUGAGCAGAUUUACCCCGUCAAUGCCAUCUCUUUUCAUAAUGUCCAUAACACAUUUGCUACAGGUGGCUCUGAUGGCUUUGUCAAUAUUUGGGAUCCGUUCAACAAAAAAAGACUCUGCCAAUUUCAUCGUUACCCUACCAGUAUAGCUUCACUAGCUUUCAGUAAUGAUGGGACUACUCUUGCAAUAGCAUCCUCAUAUAUGUAUGAAAUGGAUGACAUUGAACAUCCUGAAGAUGGUAUCUACAUUCGCCAAGUGACUGAUGCAGAGACAAAACCCAAGUCAACUUAAUCUUGAUCAGAAACUUUUACUUCUAGCAAAACAAACCAAUCCUGGGAUUAAAUGAAGAUGUUUCAAUGUUGUCAUAAUGUUUCAUUGGGUAUAUUGUAAAUCUUUAAAAAAAAAAAUAGCCAAGAAUUCUUACCGUAUUUUUGUUCACCGUAUUUUGAAAUAUUUCUGUAAGCUAGUUCAUUCUUUUGAAAUGUGACAGUUGAAUUUUUGUAUAGAUUAAAUGGUGGCCUAAUUGUUUGAAUAAAUAUUUUCAACACACUCUCUCUCUCCCCCUUUCUAUCCCAAAAGCCAUACUUUCAGGUGCAGUGGCUAUAAAUGUUAAGUCCUGAAUUUAAUAAUGGUAUCGUUUUUGGUGUACUGGGCUUGUAUUGCAGCAACAACAAUAUGAUGAAGAAGAAAACAUUUUUCAAGCAGCAAAGCAACUUAAAUUUGAUUGAUGUUAACUCUAACCCUUCCCUGUUGAUUUUUUAUUGUAAUUAAGUAUGUCCUGUAGGUUUAAGGUAUUUACAGCCUAAAUUGAAGUUUUAUGGCUGCUUUUAAUGAUCAGUGUCUGCCUUGGAAAAAAGAAUACUUGGUCUUUUAACAAGCACCCCAAUUCUACAAUAGAUGUUUGUAUCAGAUAAAACUUGUUCCUACAAAUCUGUUGUUUUUGCAGGAUAUUAAUUUGAAAUAUAAUAAAUUCAGGAUAGUGUAUAUAUUUUGUAAAUUUUCUUAAUUUUUGAAACAGUUUUCAGUUACAACUAGAGCUAAAUUCUGAUGGCAAUAAAAUAUGCAAUUAAAAGUAAGAUUGUUAAGAAUAUCAACCCAUAGAGUCCAUGUGAAAAUUUUGACAAAUAAUUAUUUGUAGAUCCCAAGCUCUGCAAUCAUCUUCGAGACUUUUUCUGAAAUUUUAUUGUUUGGGAGGAAGCUUCGGAUAUUUUCUUUAUUGCUUAAACUAUUAAUCUGAUUUUAGGAUAUAUCUUGGCCGUUUUUAUUUCCCCCUUCAAAAUAAUUUAAGAUUACAUUAGUGGUUUUUAGAGAGGUGUUUUGGUGAUAAAGUUUAUUCGCUCUUGUUCUAAAAUUUGUAAUAGUUUACAUAGUUAUAGAAUAAGUUUGGUAUCUUAUGUUUAUUAUUAAUCACCAUCAGGUCAUCCAAUUAUCUUUCUGUAAUUGUCCCAAUACCCUAAUGGUUAAUUUCUGCCUUGGCUGUGUGAUUCAGAAAAUAUAUUUCAAGAAUAAGUAGCUAUCAACUAUUCUGUUUCCAUUAAAAAAGUUAUCAAUG
This is a messenger RNA of Pseudonaja textilis, 2366 nucleotides long. It is a transcript of the gene BUB3, whose product is annotated as BUB3 mitotic checkpoint protein. Lineage: Eukaryota; Metazoa; Chordata; Lepidosauria; Squamata; Elapidae. Gene Ontology annotation, molecular function: protein binding. The record is from RefSeq and is a predicted model, not a curated record.